CUGCAACCGAUGCCUCCUCCCUUCCCUCACUCUCCUUGUGGGUCGGGGGGAAUCUCUCCACCCUCUGCCCUUCUGGGAACAACACGGAUAAUUCAGCCCAUUCCAUCUCUCCACUUGUGGGGACUUAAUCACAAGGUGUAACUGGCGUACAUGACUCCUGAACGGCUCCGCUCAGGCUGAUUUAAGGGACAGGUAUUCGGCUUCAAGUCCAAGAAAUCUUUCGCUAUGACGGAUAAGGAUGGGUGGCAGGAGGACCCCGCAGAAUACUGCCCGGGUGGGUACCACCCAGUGCAAGCUGGAGAUAUGCUGAACAGAAGGUACCAAGCCAUUCACAAGGUGGGAUGGGGCUACUUCUCUACUGUUUGGCUGUGUCACGAUUUACAGAAAAAGAAGAAGGUGGCAGUGAAAAUUUCAAAAAGUGGCCGAAGGUUCAGUGAAGCUGCAUUGGAUGAAAUCUCCAUACUGAAUUGUGUAAACGGUGCACGGAAGAAAGAAUCUCAAGGGGAGAAUGUCAUUCAGCUGCUGGAUGACUUUAAAUUGAUUGGAGAAAACGGCCUUCAUGUGUGUCUGGUGUUUGAAUUGCUGGGACCAUCUCUCCUGCAUCUAAUGAGGAAUCACGGCUCGGAAGGACUGCCUCUAACGUGUGUGCGCAGGGUUCUCCAGCAGGUGCUGCAAGGUCUCAACUUCCUUCACAAGAGAUGCCGAAUUAUCCACACCGACAUCAAACCGGAAAACAUCCUCGUGUGUGUGAAGGCAGACAAUCUGCAGCAGUGCAUGGCCGAAGCGACUAUCUGGAGCCAGAAUAAAGCUGGUGACCGUACAGAGCAAGGUGUUGAUGUGAACUUCCUAACUCACCUGUUUGAGAGCGGAAAUUCUGACAUGCUGGGAGUGAAAAUCGCAGACCUGGGCAGCAGUUGCUGGACCUAUAAAGCCUUUUCGGAGGAAAUCCAAACCCAGCAGUACAGGGCACUGGAGGUUCUUUUGGGCUCAACCUAUAGCACUCCUGUGGAUAUAUGGAGCACUGCGUGUAUGGCAUUUGAAAUGGCCACGUCAUACUAUCUGUUUGAGCCCCACGCUGGAAAAACCUUCACCAGAGAAGAUGAUCACAUCGCCUGCAUCAUGGAACUGCUGGGUCGCAUCCCACCCAAAGUUAUUUCUUCUGGGAGGAAGUCCCCUGCAUUCUUCAAUAAGCAAGGGGAUCUGCUACGUAUCCCUCAGCUGUACCCCUGUGGGCUUUACGACACCCUCGUCAGACGGCACAGAUGGCAGAAGAACGAAGCCCUUACAUUUGCCAGUUUUCUCCUGCCAAUGCUGGAAUAUGUCAGUGAAAAAAGGGCAACGGCGGAAACGUGUCUCCAACACCCGUGGCUCCAGUGCUGAGAGCGAGAGACUGUGUGUUUAUAGGAAUCACUCUUUACCUCGGAUGUGGAUCUCUCUGCUAGAAUAGCACGUACUUUAGAUGCACCACGUGUUAUUCUAGCCUAGGAAUGCCAGGAUGGUGAUUUCCCAGCAUGCUUAGCAGCCAGCGCCAUCAGUAGCAGGAUGCCAUGCAGAAAGGACAUCAGAACUGUAGAAAGCACAGUGUAAAAUGGGCUUCCCCUAGGUGCAUUGCCGCUAACCAUCAGUUCAUGGAAAUUAGAAUUUGUAAUAUAGGAUUUAGAAGAUUUUUUUCUCCCACAUUUGCUUGACUUGGUUGAACUUGAUGGACUCAGAUCUUGUGUCAGCCUUGCCCACUAUGUUGCUAUGUAUCAAAUACACUCUUGUAACCUGGAAGAACCCUAUUUUCCAUUAAAUAAAAAAAAGUAUAUUCUCACCACAUAUUAUCUGCACGCUUACAGCACCAGGAAUCGUCGCUUCCAUAGUAAUAGCACGGACUGCGCCUUCUCAAUAGAUCAAUGUGUUGAUCACUGCGUCAAUAACUCCAUGCAUUAAACUGAAUCUGCAAUAAAUUAUCUAAGGGGAUGUAAACCCAAGCAUAAA
This is a messenger RNA of Xenopus tropicalis (tropical clawed frog), 1980 nucleotides long. RefSeq names its product provisional ortholog of SRSF protein kinase 1. The record is from RefSeq and is a predicted model, not a curated record. Gene Ontology annotation, molecular function: nucleotide binding; transferase activity; kinase activity. The coding region runs from base 226 to 1380 and encodes 384 amino acids. Lineage: Eukaryota; Metazoa; Chordata; Amphibia; Anura; Pipidae. The transcript has 12 exons.